Molecule: messenger RNA, 1439 nt
Organism: Somion occarium
Lineage: Eukaryota; Fungi; Basidiomycota; Agaricomycetes; Polyporales; Cerrenaceae
Source: the annotation of a GenBank genome assembly
GUGGCUCUUAUGAGCCAUGCUGUGCGACCACACUGGCGAUGAUAAUCGGCGAUUGCAAACAUCGUCCUUCACGACUCAAUCCUCCACCAUCUUGCACCUACAUCAUGACAUUCUAUCACCAAACGCGUAGUCCUUCUCCCCUCUCAGGGCGGUCUAGGAAGCCCUGUGGCACAGAACGGUCCUCCGCGUCUGCCCCGAAACCUCGAGGAGGCGCAUCUGGCUUGAUCAAGAAACUGUUCACACUCAACCUUGCGCGCAAGGUUGAUCCUCCGGAGACCUCGAGGUACAACCCAAGACCUUAUCCACAGGCUGAGAGCUCCAGCUGCGCGUCGGGCCAAUAUGAGAGAGAUACACUCGUACAACGCGUUUCCGAGGCUUUACUGUCCAUGAAACGUCAUGCUCGGGCAGACUCUGUGUCGUCAAUCUCGAGCUACUCUUCAAGUGGCACGCCUGGCAUGGACUUCGAUUCGGCAUCUGGAACAUCAACGCCUCUUAGCAGUGGUGUCUGUACGCCUGUCACGCCUGGUUCCUUCCAAGGCUCUCCAGCAUCUAGGAAGUUCAAAAGGGAGAGAAGAGCCAGCCAUGGUUCUAACUACUCUGACGAUUCGGGAAUUGUGAUAGACGGCCACAACACAAGGCAUCUAAUCUUCAAAGAGCCUACGCAGCCGUACAUUGAGAGACCCGUUGCGCGUGUUGAACCAGUUCGAGAGCCUUUGGCUCUCAUUGAUAUCUCUUGCCAGCCCUAUCGUAGGCCCCUCAAACGCCCCGCUCGCUCAAAGGCUUCUGUCUUGCGUGCCGCGUUGUGUCAACCUCCCGCAUCCACACCACGACCGAUGUUUAAGGCAUCCCCACCAGCCUCUGUGUCUCCACCACUAUUCAAGUUACCGCCAUUACCGCGAUACAACCCAUACGUUCGACCUCGAGCAGAAUCACUAUCCUCCGCCGUUUGUCACAAACCUGAUCAAGUACAAAACUCGCCGAAGUAUCCUUCUUCGGGCAGUUCGACAAAGCUGUCUCGACGUAACUCUACGCUGUCGGGCUUGUGGACACAUAGGAAGAAGCCAGAAAUGGCACGGACUCGGUCUGACCUCUUCUUUCUGUAGCCUCUGUGCUACAUUGAUGUUGAUGGUGUCUUUUUGAAGUUUCACCAUUAGGACUAAAUUUUAUUAGUUCGGUUGAUUGCCUUUGUUCAGACUAUUCCAUUCGUGUUGCUCGCUGUAGAUUAUAUUCUUCGUACUCGAUUUCUUGUUACCUACUCACUGAAACCCUCGCUCAGGCUGUAAUCUAUCCAUGUUUUGUGAGGCCAACGGAGUACAAACAGUCAGAUACGAAUCUUUCACAAAUGCAUGCGGCAAUGCCUUAUUUCUAUUGAACAGCUAGACGUUCUCGCCUUCCGAAAUUCUCAUCGUAGUGGUGAUCAAUAACUCGAAGUUCUAUUC